GCGCCGCCGCCGCCUGUCGCCUCUCAGUGUACCUUGAGCCGCGGAAGCGGGAGGACGUACGUGCGUUGCUCUCCGGAAGGUUGAGUGGAAAGUUGUGUAUUGCAGACGGCCAAACUUGUGUUGCGGUGGCAGUGUUGCAGGAUCACCUUACCGAGUGUUGCGGAGUGUUGCAAGAUGUGAAGGAGGUGUAGAAUGAGCGCUAGUUGAGAUAAUAUUGAUUCCGUCUCUCUCUCUCCCUUAGCGAAUGAGAGGAGGGUAGAGAGAGAGAGAGAGAGAGUGAGAGAGAGGGAGAGGUGGUGUGUUGGGGUGUGUUGAUGUGCGUGUGGCGAGGAUACAAGGCGUGGGUGUAGGAUUAUGUGAUGUGUCUCUACCUGUGUCCUUUAAAACCAAAAUGAAGGAGGGAUCUAAAUAUCAGUUGCUCCUUUUCGCCUUCUGUGCCUCGAUUGUUAACGGUUCCUUCCGUUCGCCACGCAUCACGGAACACCCGACAGACAUCACGGUGCCGAAGAGCGAGCCCGCCACUCUUAAUUGCAAGGCGGAAGGGAAGCCACAGCCCGUGAUAAGGUGGUUCAAGGAUGGACAGGUGGUCAGGACCUCGCCGGGGGAUCCUAAGUCGCAGCGAGUCCUUCUGCCCACGGGAUCCUUGUUCUUCCUGCGGGUGGUGCACGGGCGGAAGGAGGACGACGCGGGCGUGUACUGGUGCCAGGCGAGCAACCAGGUGGGCGUGGUGAGGUCCAACAAUGCCACCUUAGAAAUAGCAGUGCUGCGUGACGACUUCCGCCGCACGCCCGCUGACACCGUGGUGGCUGCUGGGGAGUCUGCCUUGCUGGAGUGUGAACCGCCCCGAGGCCACCCUGAGCCCCUGGUGAGGUGGCGACGCAACGGCCAGGUGAUCAAGGUGCCCGAGUCCCACAGGCACGAGGUGGUGGACGAGGGCACAUUGCUGAUCCGUCACGUACAACAGAGUGACGCUGGCCAAUACACGUGCGAGGCUUGGAACUUGGCUGGAUCCAAGACUACGGAACCUGUUAAUCUCUACGUGCACAUCAAGCCCAGUUUCCUCCGCGGGCCCAAGGACACGGUGACGCUGACGGACAGGAAGGUGGAGUUUGAGUGCCUGGUGAACGGUGACCCCAACCCCCAAGUCACGUGGCGGCGCCUGAGAGGACCCCUGCCUGAGGACCGCACUGAAUUGCUAGAGGAUCACACCCUUAGGAUCUCCCGAGUGUCCCCUGCAGACGAGGACACGUACGUCUGCGAGGCUGUCAAUGUGGUGGGCACGGCGAGGACCAACGCCACACUUACCGUCUAUACGGCGCCAGAGUUCUUGGUACGACCCCAAGACGUGAGGUCCAGCGUGGGGUCAUCAGCGGCGUUCGAGUGCCUGGCGGUGGGUCGUCCUCCCCCGUUAGUGGUGUGGAGCCGCCAGGACAACCACAACCUCCUGCUGCCGCGCCAGGACACGCCUACAGGGGAACCAGACGACCAACCCAACGUAUGGGUGAACGCUGAGGGCACCCUUAUUAUCAACCAGGUGACUCGGGCGCUGGCUGGCUGGUACUCUUGCGCCGCUGUGUCCGCCGCGGGUUCCCUCGUGGCACGCGCCCUGCUGGAUGUGCCCGCUCCCACCCUCCACCCGCCGCCCGUCAUCGCCCUCCGCCCGCGCAACGUGACAGUGACUCCUGGGGGCGCGGCGGUGCUGGUGUGCCGGGCGGAGGGCGAUCCAGUCCCUAGGGUGACGUGGGGCAGGGAUGGGAGUGCCCUGCCGGAGGACGACCCGAGGAUCAUUGUGUUGGACUCAGGCACACUGCAGAUCGACGCCACCACGGAGGAGGAUGCUGGCCAGUACUCCUGCAGCGCCUCCUCCUCUGCGGGCACCACCUCCGCCCACGCCUUCUUGCAAGUGGUCCCGCCCGACAGCCCCGCCGCCGCCCACGUCACGCCCUCGCCAGAUCCUAAGGACCUCCCUAGCGCCCCCUCCGCUCCUGUCCUCCGCGCCCGCAACGCCACGUCCUUAACUGUAGCGUGGGGCGCCCCUGACCAGGAGGGAGGGUCGGCAAUCACUAGUUAUAUUCUGGAGGUGUGGGGCGGCGCUGGGUCGUGGCGGGAGCUAGAGGAACACGUGCCAGCUACGACAUACACCCUUGCAGGACUCAACCCCAACACGCAGUACCGGGCCGUGGUCAGAGCAAUGAAUAUGCAUGGGAUGUCAGAGGCUUCGGUAGUGUCGGAUCCUCUGCUGACGAGUGGGCUGCCAGAGGGAGUGGGCGGGGUGGGCGGGGAUGGGCAGAAUGACGAGACGCAGGUGAGGGCGGUCCUGUCCCACCCACUCGUUACCCUCCUGCCGCCCACGCCUGUUUCCUCCACCUCCAUCAGACUGACGUGGAAGGUGAAGGAGUAUGGGGAUUACAUCGAGGGCUUCUACGUGAGAUACCGUGACCUGGACUCAGCCCCCCACGUGUUCCGCUCAGAGAAGGUGGGUCGCGGUCCCCCCGAGGCUGUCACCCUUACGGAGCUGUCCAAGUACACGCAGUAUGAGUUCUUUGUUGUCCCCUACCACGGCGCCAUCCACGGCCACCCCUCCAACUCCAGGAUGGCCAGGACGAAGGAGGACGUCCCGUCAGCGCCUCCUUCGGGAGUGGAGAGCCUGGUAUUGAACAGGACGAGUGUGGUGCUGUCGUGGCGCGCGCCCUCCGCAGCACACACCAACGGGAGAGUGACACGCUUUUCUCUAUGGCUUUUCCUUAACAAGACACAACCCCACUCCAACCUGACGGUGCCUGGAGGACAGCACAGCCUCACCCUGCACAACCUAACCUACGGCGCCCUUUACACCGCCUCCGUGGCUGCCUUCACCAAGGCAGGACAGGGGCCGACCAGCGGGGGACACACGUGGCUGCAGGAUCCUUCGGCAGGCGCGGGCACAGACGAGGCUAGGCGGGUCACCUCACCUCUCCUGGCGGUGCUGCGGGAGACGUGGUUCAUUGGAGCAGUAGGGGCGGCUGGCUUCGUUGCCCUUGCUGUCUUUGUUACUGUCGUUUUCUAUCGGCGCAAGAAGAAUGAAAAACGAGUAAUGGGAGGCUACAAGAUGGACGGCAGGGGAGUGAACGGAACAAUGACGGGUGGACUGUGGAUCGAGCGAGGGCCGUGGGGUUCCUCCUCCGCCAACACUGAUGACAAGAACGACACCACCCCAGAGAAACUACUCAAUCUGAACGCCAUGCCAGCUGACUAUGCAGAGGUGGACGGCCCCGGUGCCCCCCUCAUGCCACAGCCCCACCAGGCACUGCAGCAGGCACCCCCAGGCACUCCUGUCGCCUAUGCUACUACCAACAUCCUUCGCUCCAGGAAUGGCGAGAAGGUGGAGCCCAACAUCCCAGUGUAUGGGGGAAGCAUGUAUGGGGACAACACUGCCGUCACUCACUCACAGCCUGAUGACAACCUGGUGGUGUAUUGCACUCUUAAGAAGCAACAGCUGUACAAGCCCGCACUCUCCCCUGCACUCAACGCUAAGCAGCCCCACCCUGUGGUGCAGCGUGGGUACAUCCCCCCCUGGGAGCAGCACAACCCCCCGCCCCUCCCUGAGCACCCCCCACCUGACCACCACCAGCAGCACCCAGCACCCCCCACCUCCCAGGCCCAGUGGAGGCACCAGUCACCCAUGGUCAACCGCGCGCUGGCAAGACAGAUCACCACCGGCUCGCUGCCCCGCCAGCUCAACAAGAGGAAGGCGUCUCCUUCUGUGCCGAAACGAGGCCUCAACACUGGUGACUUUGAUGUGUUGGGCGGCAGCGGCAGCGGCGGCGGCAGCAGUGGCGAUGACCUCCCGCCUCCCCCCAGUGACCUCAUCAUCCCAGCAACGCCUCCCCUGCGCAAGGACUCUGGCGACUCCCUGGGGUCUGUCGGCGUGGGUCUCCAAGGGCUGCAGGGGCUGAGUGGGUCCCGCAUGAUGGGGGCCCCCGGAGCACCCCGCCUGGCCCGCGACUACAGCCCUGGCCGCCUGCCAGAUAUGUACGGGGGUGGCUCAGUGUACCAGGGGCCCAUUGAUGAGGUGGAGGAGAGUGACGGCACCUACAAUGACGGGAACAUCUACACCGACAACAGUGCCAUGUAUGAGUCCACCUCGGCCUUCUACGGCAAGAUGGGGGACAAGAUGUUUGCCGCCGAUGCCACAAACCCUCUCCUGGCGGCACAGAAGGGCACCUACCAGCAUGGCAGCCUCCCACACCAUGCCAGGCAGCUCAACGGCAUCAAGGAGCACAGCAUGAAGCAGAACUUACAGUUGCACCAUGACUCCCUCACCAGCCCGCCCUCACUCAACCACCACACCCAGCCACAGCCCCUCCCGCGGUAACCUGCUGGGGCCGCGCAUGGAUUCUUCUCAGCCACGGUCUGCUCUCUGUGGGCUAGAGGGAAGGUGAAGGCCGCAAAAUGUGUAUAACCAAGGCUAGGGUAUGAGUGGUGGUGGUGGUGGUGGUGGUGGUGGAUGAUAUAGUGACUAAGUCCGCAUCAGACCAAUACUACUGUCAAAUUUGUGGCAUUCUCUUGUGUAUUCUUUAAGUGUGUGUGUGUUUGUGUGCUUGUAUGGGGAUGGCAUUUCUCAAACAUUUCAGCAUCUUAUCACAACCACCAAAAGGCUGCAGUGGGAGUUAUUGGAGGCUGUCAGUGGUGUUCUCAGGAUUGGAGUGGUUGCUUAAUGAGAAUUCUGCAUCGUCAAUCAGAAGAGACGCCUUUGAAAAGCUGAAUAAUCAUCUCAGUGGCUCCUGGAAUUUGUGAUGAAAAGUAUUUGAGAAUGCAGAGUGGAGUGUGUGUGUGUGUGUGUGUGUGUGUGUGUGUGUGUGUGUGUGUGAUUGAGUGAGAGAUGUGUGUACCUUCUUCCAGUCCCCAUGAAGGGUGCAAGAGGUACUUCCUAGAGGCUGUUGGUGCAUUCAUUACAAUGUUCACCUUGUGUAGUGUGUGUCACAGGUAGCCACCAGGUACACAUAUCAGGUACCUUUGUUACUUUAUUAUGUAAUGGUGAUCAAAGCUAACUAUAAUCUAGUCUAGUUAUAAGGAAAGAAAAAUCUCAGAAAUCUAGCAGUGAAAAUGUGAAAAAAAAAAAUGGAUGAGGUGACCUGUCUUGAUUCUCUUAAACCAGAGUUUCCAAACCUGCUGUGAUUGCAAAGUUACAAACCAGUGAGGCUAAGCUGGCAGCACAUGGCUGGCAGUGGCACUAGUGUUGCUUGUCAAGAGGCAAAGGAAUUAAAUACCUAUUGUAGUAAACUGGAGACAAGAAAUAACUACACAUUCUUUUACCUCAUACAUAGAAGAGAAAACCUGUUCUUCGUUAUCUAAUUUCAUUGUGAGAACCGCUACAGUGUAGUGGACUUUCUAGUAUAUUGAUAUACAUACUAUCCUAUACAUAUAUAUAUAUAAAUAUAUAUAUACACCUAAAUAGUCGCUUUGAGGCUUGUCUGAGAUGUUUCUGUGGUGAUAGCAAGUGUCUACCGUAGCGCCGUCUCUCAAUAUACAUAGUAACUUCCCGAGGGGAGUCUCUGUGUUGGUCCAGCCGAGGGUGUCUUCCUGGCCGCUGCUCGCCCCACCCGGCGCGGGAGACUGCAUCUGUGGCCUCAGAACAAUGUGUGUGCAUGUGUGUGUGCCGUGUGUCUGUGUGUCGCGGCAUGCUAGAGGACGUAGCAUCAGACGGCCUUGCCUUGUAUCUGUACGACAAGGGACCAGGUGUGUGUUGGUGAGGCGAGCACCUGUGUGGUGUUCCCAGGCCACCAGGUGACCAGGCCACAGGGAGGGCUGGCUGCAGCACGCUUUGUCAUGCCACCUGUGCUGCUUGAUGCAUUCACCUCAGUAUCUUUGUGAUUCUAACCCACAUUUCCCAUCAUUGAUCAUCCAUACCCCAACAGUGAAGGGAAUUUAAAUAUUUUAAAUCUGACAUUACUUGACCAUAUCUCUCACAUUAGUUAAGAGAUUAUCAAGUAGCGUUAUAUUUAAUUUAGAAAUACCCCGCACUGUAGGAGUGCUGGAUGUGAAGGUGGUGAAGAAUGCGAGUUAGAAUCUUAAUUUCAAUGUUCACUUCAGUCUGUUUAUCAAAAUGUAAUCUGCCAGAGUGACAACACCCUGACACCACUUCCCAAGGCAACAGAACACGCCGCAAGUUUACUUGGCACGGCGUGAACACAAGGCCCGGGAACACUUGCCCCACAGCACACAACUGGCUCACUCUGUACCUAAUGGACAUAUCUUAGAGUAAUGUCCUCUUAGUCUGUUCAAGUGUAUCUAUUGUCAGUGUCACUUGUUGAUAUCUCAUUAAGCUGAGUUGAGUGAAGGCUAAACGUAUUUCAGUUAAGUUACAGCUAAAAGUCUCUCAUUAUGCAGAGUGGAGGCUUAAAGUGUCUCAUUUAAACUGUUAAGUCACAGGUGAAAGUGUCUUGCUAUUAAUUAAUUCAGGUUUGAUGCAAGUGUCCAUGACCGUGUUAAUCAUAAUCUUGGUUCCCACGACACAUAUCAAGGAGGAAGUGGGGCACGAGUCACUCCUCAGACCUUUCUGUGUGCAUUGCUUUUGUUGUGUGGAAGAAUUUGUGUUCAGAAAGACCUUAGUUUAUUUUUCAUGUAGAGUUUUUUUGUACAAAAAGAGACUUGCCAAAUUAAUCACUAAAUGAUUUUGGUUAAUUAUGCAGUUUGUUCAGUGAUGAGAAAUCUGGUGGUGUUCUUUGGUUGAUUAUAUUAUUGGAUAAAAUGCAGUUAUGUUAAUUUUAUCAAUUUACUUGAAUAUUAUUAAUUUUCAUUAUAUUGCUUUAUUUUUUUUAUUUUAGUGCAUUUUAUUUAUUUAUAUAUUUUGUUUUGUUGUAAUAUUCAGAUGUUUGUAAUCAAGCACUGUAUUUCUCAUUUUGCUUAAUAUUCUGAUUUUGUAACUAAGUAUUGUAUGAUUUUUGUUUAAUACUCAGUUCAGAUGUGUUGCAUUAUUGUACCACACUUUGUGGAGGUCUGGUUCAAUAUUCUGAUUAACAUUUAAGCUCUUUUAUGUUUAGUUAUAUUCAUUACAUUAUAUUUAACUCUUGUAUUGGAAAAAAUACUCCCUUUGUUGUGUUUCAAGCUUUGUAUGUAGAGUGAGGUGCUAAAGUUUUGCUAAUGACUAUGACAGUGCGAUGAGUCCGUUCUGAGCCGAGCCGAGCCGAGCAUCGCAAGCCACAUAUCCCAUUGUGAUAUCCCAGAAUACUCGCAUCUUUCGUGUGGAAGUCUUUGAGUCAGUCGUGUCAGGAGUGGAGUGCGGCUCACCCAGAAGUUCAAGGCAGAGAAAUAUUUUGCUGGUUUCUUUUUGAGGAUGUUUUUGUAGGCUGCUUUUUGUUUGUGGUGCAGAGGCGGCUGUGUCUUGCUUUGCUGUGGUGUGCUGGGACAUUAUUGUGAUGCUGCUGAGAGGGCAAGGCAGUGCCAUACCUAACCCUGGCCCUGGAUUGUGUGUGUGUGUGUGUGUGUGUGUGUGUGUGUGUGUGUGUGUGUGUGUACAUAUGCAUGUGUGCAUAUAUCAUUUAUUUGCAUUUCUGCAGGAUUGAUUCAAGGUUAUCUCCCUUUUUUUCUGUUACAACUUCAUCAUGUUUCUCUUUAUAUUUAUGUAUGUGUAUUGUUUGCACACACCACCUCCUCUGGUAAUUAAUUUCUCUGACCUAUUGCUCUAUUUGUUAAUUAUAUCUGCACAUUAUCUUCCCUUGCAUUGUUAAGUUUGCUGUUGUAUCCUCUCCACAUUGGGUCUCCUGGUUAACAAGUCUUCUACAUCUGUCUUUUCCCUUUUCCUGACACAUUUCUACAUCACAAUCACAACUUCACUUUUUCAUCUUUCAUUCAGAUUCAGCACCUUUGACUUAUCUAUUCUUCCUUCACAUUUUAAACCUUUAAGACUUGUUCCUCAUUUUUGCUGCUGCUCUCUGUAUUUUUGUACUUUUCUGUACUUCCUUAGUAUCAUGUAUCUUUGUGUGUGUGUGUGUGUGUGUGUGUGUGUGUGUGUGUGUGUGUGUGUGUGUGUGUGUGUGUGUGUGUGUGUGUGUGUGUUGCACCACUGGGCUCCCAUCUAAACGGGACACACAUAUCACUGGAUUCUCUUCUUACUCUUCCAUGUCAUAUCUCAAUGAUUAUAUACUAACCUAACCUAAGCGUACAGAAUGCACCAUGCGUGUGUAUGUGUGUGUCUGGCGUGGCAUGGCAUGGUGGCAUGGCGUGGGGCAUUGCUAUAAUGUAAGGAGUCUGUAGCUGAGCGAGGGACGGACUGGGUCUCCCUCGCCACGCCCAAGACAAUAAGGUUAACCGAUAUAUUCACUUCUAUUUAUUAUUGUUAUGAUUAACACUAGCUACCAACUGGUUCCUUGUAGCAUCUGUUUAAGAAAUAAAGGGUCACGCUCUCCAACAUUUCACUGUGUCAUCUUGGACACUUGACAGACUGCAAUGGAAUUUGAGGUUUUCAAGAGUGUUUUCCUGAGUUUAGUGAUAGAAGGAUUGUGCAUCACCACUGGGAAACAAAACACCCAUGAGAACCUGACUGACCAUGUGUGGCCUUUGAAAGCAGUCCUGAUGAGAGAGUGAAGUGUUCUGGAAUGUGUGCCGGAGUAUCAAGUGUCCCUUUUGGAGGAUUUGACAGAGGACUGAAUGAUCACAAAUACUCAUCUUCCAGUGUGUGUAACAAGGAAGGUAGAAAUUAAUGGGUAGGAGGAGUUUUGUACUUUCUAAAGGCCUCGUAUCUGUAACCACUGAAUGAAUACUCAAUUUUGUAAGCCAUAAACACAUGUACCACUCUUGAAGUGCCAGCAUUGGCAGCUGUACAUAUGGUAAUGUUGCGUUGUGUUUGUGUUGGUGUUUUGCUGCGUCGCUUGUGUUUCUUAGUAACUCCUGGUUUGAGUUUGCUUGUUUUAUCUGAAGGUUGCCAUGGAUAGCUACUGCCUUUAUGAUACUUUUGUCAUGUGCUACAGUUCUGGUUAUUUCCCCGUGUUAUUUUCUGUGUUACUUUGUGUUACGUGAUCGGCGGUAAGGAAUUCAGCGUUUGCUUUCCUUUCCCUGUGCCGCCACUGCUGCAGCCAAGCAGUGUUGGUGCUGCCGCCCCCCACACACCGGGGGGCAGCACCUUCCCUUCACAUUUGAUUUGUAAAUAUAGCAGUUUCAUUUGUAAAUAAUGUAUAUUAUGUACAUUUUUACAUAUUUGUAAAUGAGAAUUAAAAGAUACCAAAGAUU
Scylla paramamosain (green mud crab) is the source of this 9207-nucleotide messenger RNA. RefSeq names its product roundabout homolog 2-like. Gene Ontology annotation, molecular function: protein binding. Bases 392 to 4354 code for a protein of 1320 amino acids. Gene Ontology annotation, biological process: cell-cell adhesion. NCBI's taxonomy places the organism in Eukaryota, Metazoa, Arthropoda, Malacostraca, Decapoda, Portunidae. The transcript is spliced from 19 exons. The record is from RefSeq and is a predicted model, not a curated record.